Molecule: messenger RNA, 1072 nt
Organism: Etheostoma cragini (Arkansas darter)
Lineage: Eukaryota; Metazoa; Chordata; Actinopteri; Perciformes; Percidae
Product: mast cell protease 1A-like
Exons: 5
Coding region: 218-973 (251 amino acids)
Biological process (GO): proteolysis
Molecular function (GO): serine-type endopeptidase activity
Source: RefSeq, a predicted model, not a curated record
AAUUAACAAAGUAUGCCUGUCAACUCAAAUGACAAGUUGGCAGUUGUAUCUGGUUUUAUAAAAUGGUUUCACUCAUGCUGCAGUUAGUAAGGUGUGACCUCAUCUCUCUUUUUUUUGACACCUGCCCACAAAUGUUCCAUUGUGGGAGUUAGAAGGUUGACUACAAAAGGUGGUAGGGGUAGUACUGCAAGACCCACUGUUCAAUUUUUACUUCUGCAUGACCAUGGUCAAUGCAUACUGUAUUAUAUUUUUCUUUCAGCUGCUCUCCCUCACUGGGGCUUCUGAGAGUGGCAUAGUGGGUGGGAAGGUUGCAAAGCCUCAUUCCAAACCCUACAUGGCAUCACUCCAGGUUCGUGGACAACAUUUAUGUGGCGGGAUACUUAUUCGUGAAGACUUUGUUCUAACUGUAGCACACUGCAAAAGAUCUGAGCCCAUGACGGUGGUACUUGGUGCACAUGACAUAAGCAAGAACGAGAAAAGUCAGCAAAGGAUCCAAGUGGCUAAGUACCAUCCACAUCUGGAAUACACUGGACAACACAAUAAUGAUAUCAUGUUGUUAGAGUUAGAAAAAAAUGCCACACUGAAUAACUAUGUCAAGACCAUUGGACUACCUAAGAAAAUUGGGAAAAUCCCAGCCAACAUAAACUGCGUCGUUGCUGGCUGGGGCCGAACUGGAGUCAAUAUGCCUGCCUCACACGUACUGAAGGAGACCACGGAGAAGAUGCAAUUCAGCUUUGAGUGCAAAAAUAAAUGGAAAGAAUAUUUCUAUUCUGACCAAAUGAUAUGCACCAAAUUUGAAAAAAAUAAGGGAGGGGUUUGCCAGGGUGAUUCCGGUGGACCACUUAUCUGCAACAGCAAGCCACAGGGUUUAACAGCUUUUACCUAUCUUUGUGAUUGUAAUAAUCCAGAGUAUCCCCAUGUCUUCACUAAAGUCGAUUUCUUUCUCCCCUGGAUUAAGAAAAUGAUGAAAUGAUUGGGGAACGUUGCAAGAACCCCUGUUUAGAGGCCAAUAAUGUUGUUUGUUCUUCAUUUGCUAAUUAAAUAACAGCAAACAUUUGGAGAAUUAGUGGGC